Molecule: messenger RNA, 2103 nt
Organism: Cercospora beticola
Lineage: Eukaryota; Fungi; Ascomycota; Dothideomycetes; Mycosphaerellales; Mycosphaerellaceae
Source: RefSeq, a predicted model, not a curated record
AUGGAACGAAAUGAGAGUGACGAAGAAGCCGAGGGACAACAGCCUGAGAUCAGGAUUCGGAUCUGUGGCUACUCGGGGCAGCUUUCUGAUUACCUUGUCGAUGCUGUUCGGUGGGACCAGGUCGACGUAGCACAGGGCCUCAUGGAGAUGAUUCGGGAGGGAAUUGGCUUACAGCAAGAAGCAUUAGCGGAAGUCUUGGUGCACUAUGAGGGUGAGAGUUGUAACGAACAAUCGCUGAGGCGAUGGAGUGACUUGGACCUUCAUGAAGUAGCAUCAAUGGACAGGACACUUUGUAUGCAUGUCGGACCCGCCUUGUCCGAUUCUGACGAGAAAAGCGAUUCGGAUGCCUCACUGUACAUGGUCAACUCAGUGUCUCGGCAAACUGACAAGCAAAAGCGAGCGUCCACGACUGUAGCACCAGCAACCAGCGAAACUGAGGAUGCAUCGAAUCAACCAUUGAGCAGAGACAUACCAAAAUCUGCACAAAAGCACGGCAAGUCUGACAUAUCCGCGCCUCGAAGUAAAAACAUCGUUGAUUCGACCGGAUCUGAUCCUCAUGAUGACUCCUGUAUCAAUUUCACGUUCGAGCGUCAGAAGUGGGUGAAGAACGACGUAUGGCAAGACGCGUCACCCGCAGAGAGAGAUGAGAUCUCAUGGGCAUCAUGCUGUCUCAUGGCCCGGAGGAAUACUCUAUUCAGCGACCUGGAAGAGAUCAUCAAGAGUAUUAUCAAGAAAAAAAUCGACGGAAACGAGCAUCUACGCGCUGCAGGUGAACGGCGCAAAUUGCAAGCACCGUUCUGGGCAACGACACAGUUAAUACAGCGGCCAGGGGUAUGGGUGUCUGUUUCUGAUGGCAAAUUUAAUGUCCGGACGAUCCAAGACCUCCUCGUCCACCCGAACCAUGUACUCAUCUUGCACGUACACGUGGUCUUUGACAUCAAACUUUUCAGACAAUCGUUGAAGGAGGACGUUCAACCCAUUUGGCAGACGCCGUUGCAGCCUCAGCUCGUUCGACUGGGCAAUGUAGUGCAUGCUACCUCGAAGAAGAGGAUGAAAGGCCAGCACGAUGUCGGAGAUCCAGAUAGACCUUACUAUGCUCGGCGUGAGGGAGCGAUCCAGACACCAACCCUACAUAGCAUCCACGCAUUCGACUUUGGGGAUUUUUGUAUUGGAGAUGGUCUGUCCGUUCAGGCCCACUGCGACUUCGACUUUUCCAGACAUGAUCUUCUCGGCCCCUUCGGCAAAGUGGAGAAUAAGGAGCAGCUGUAUUGGGCCAUUGCAGUUUUCCUCAAUCAAGAAUUGCCGCCCCAAAUCGGAUCCGGAGCGCCUUUCAUUCCACCUUACUGCUUCAACCAGAUCGAUAACAGUAACUUUCACGAGACAGACUUCGGUAUCAAGAACGCAUUCCUCGCUUCGGACCAGGAAGUGAAAGUGUAUGUGCGCUGCGUAGGGCACAUCAGAUACGUCAAUGACCUUGGCACUGUCACCGACCUAAUGGCGUUCCCAGAAGGGCUGAAGCUUGAAAUGGCGGCAACCAGUACCACACGAAACGUGCGCAUUUCGAUCGAGUCCAGGCUGAGACAGUUCAAGCCCCCCGGCACAGUUCCCCUCCUGAAUGAGACAAGCAGCCGCAGCAGGGCGAUUUAUUCUUCAGCUGCACUCUACCAUAAGCCACUCGCAGGCACAUGGGUAGCAGAGUUGUGGAUCUGUCCCCAAAUGUUCGACGUCCCAAACGACGCCCGAAGGAUGUAUAGGUUUUCUGAAGCAGAAGGGCAACAAGAGUCAAUUGCACUCUCCAGAUUCUUGCACAAAAAAUCCUGGGAGAAAGGAGACCGCCGGUUAUAUGUUGAGAUACACAUCCUGCCAAAGUAUUCAUCCAAUUGGUCCAUUACUGGGAGCAUUGUUUACCAGGCGCCUGAGCUCCGGGAUCGGGCUGGCACGCUGGAUAACAAAGCUGGUGUCAGCGGAAACGGCCCAAACUAUGACGAUGAGAACAACCAGGAGGGGGACGAAGAAAAGGAAGAGGAGACAGAAGAUGAGGACGAAGACGAAAAUGUGCUUGCGGAGAAUGAGGACGAGGAAGAAGGCCAAGUUGAAGACUAG